This is a messenger RNA of Hippocampus zosterae (dwarf seahorse), 3034 nucleotides long. RefSeq names its product tubulin tyrosine ligase (gene ttl). The record is from RefSeq and is a predicted model, not a curated record. Lineage: Eukaryota; Metazoa; Chordata; Actinopteri; Syngnathiformes; Syngnathidae. Gene Ontology annotation, biological process: protein modification process. The coding region runs from base 525 to 1745 and encodes 406 amino acids. The transcript has 7 exons.
AUAAAUACCAUUCUUGAUAGCCCGUACAUAACUAGCCAUUUAGUUAGAUGUCUUAGUUUCGAACUGUUUAUUGAGGAUCGUAUCAUAUUUUAAAUUAAGUCAGAGAAAUUAGCAGCAGUCCAUUUGAGCCAAAAAACCGGAUGCUGACAGCUAUUCGGCCCAUGUUGGACAAGUCUGUGGAACUGCUGUCUGCUCCCAGUCACACCCUUGUGUGUUACUGGACACUGCUGGGUCAGUGUCUCUUGAGUGAUAAGCCGUUUUUAAAUAUUCACAGUUAAUAAUUCGUUGUAACGUCGUGGCGGCAUGCCUGCAUUUGGUAUAGAUCUUUUGAUUCGGGUGUGAAGGGAACGUUUGGAAGGGAUAUGACUGACUCAUCGUCACCAUGGCCCGGUCCGGUCAGAGGAGAUAACACUUGACCCUCUGUGUGCUGCUCUGCCUCCCAGACAAGUUGCUCCCUAGCAAGGAAAGUUGUUUUGGUUCAAAGUAUUUGCAACGAUUUUCACAAUUCCAUCCAACGUGGGACAAUGGCUUCUCAGAUGUACACUUUUGUUACCCGGGACGACAACAGCACCAUUUAUGCAGAAGUUUCCAAAAUCCUCCUUUCUACUGGGCAGUGGAAGAGGCUGAAAAGAGAUAACCCCAGAUUCAAUUUGAUGCUUGGAGAACGGAAUCGUCUACCAUAUGGGCGUCUAGGUCAUGAACCAGGACUGGUACAGCUGGUCAAUUACUACAGAGGGGCAGACAAGCUUUGCAGGAAGGCGUCUUUGGUCAAGCUAAUAAAGACCAGCCCAGAGCUCUCUGAUGCAUCCAACUGGUUCCCGGAAUCCUACAUCAUCUAUCCCACCAACCUCAACACUCCUGUGGCUCCUGCGACAAAUGGUCUCAGCCAUCUGAAGAGCAAUCCCAAGACGGAUGAGCGAGAAGUUUUCUUGGCAUCUUAUCAUUCCAAAAAAGAAAGUGGAGAGGGGACUGUGUGGAUAGCCAAGUCAUCUGCUGGAGCUAAAGGUGCUGGUAUUCUGAUAUCACACGAUGCAAACCAACUACUGCAAUACAUUGACAAUCAAGGACAGGUUCAUGUUAUUCAGAAGUACCUGGAGAAACCUUUACUUCUGCAGCCUGGACAUCGCAAGUUUGACAUCAGGAGCUGGGUCCUUGUGGACCACCAUUACAACAUCUAUUUGUAUCGGGAGGGCGUGCUGCGGACUUCCUCCGAGCCGUACAACAGCUCUGACCUCCAAGACAUGACCAGCCACCUGACCAACCACUGCAUCCAGAAGGAGCACUCCCAGAACUACGGUCGCUAUGAGGAAGGCAACGAGAUGUUCUUUGACGAGUUUCGUCUGUACCUGCUCAACACUCACAAUGUCACCCUGGAGUCCACCAUAUUACCUCAGAUCAAGCAAAUCAUCAAGAGCUGUUUGUCAUGCAUUGAACCAGCGAUCAGCACCAAGCAUCUUUCCUACCAGAGCUUUCAGCUGUUUGGAUUCGACUUCAUGGUGGACGUGAACUUCAAAGUGUGGCUCAUUGAGAUCAACGGAGCACCAGCCUGUGCACAGAAGCUGUACCCUGAGCUUUGUCAAGGCAUUGUGGAUGUCGCCAUUUCCAGUGUCUUUACCCUGAACAAUAGUGGUGACUGUUCGUCUUCGCCUUAUUCUUCCUCUCCAUCCUCCCUGUUCUCGACCAACGUUUGCUCCUCACCCAAACUGAGAGGGCCGCUUCACAUUGGCCCUUUUACUCGACUUUAAGCACAAGGCCAAUCACCCUCCCUUGUCGUCUCUGCUGAAGGAGAAGCAAAGGCCAUCAAAUUGUAAUCUCAGCAUUUAUUGUCCCUCGUUUGUCACGCAUGUGUGUAUUCGAUCUGCAGAUGGUGUACUCUUUGUUGAUUUGAAAAGCAAAACAAAAUGAAGAGGUGCCAACCAUUCUGUGAGUGUCCUUUACAGCCAAGAAUUCUUACUUUGCUCCCCGACAGAUAGUUAGGAGUCUUGAGAAAGUGUAGCUGCUCAAGAUUAAACUUGUGCCUUACAUCUCCAGCCGUGAAACUGCCAACGUAACAACCCACCAAUUUGUGUUGGGAGGUGCACGUUGGCAAUACAUUCAGCAGAGGGAGAUAGUGAGCAGGGAGGAGAUCUAGGUUACUGCAACUUUAUCCAGUGAACUACUCGCACUGGUUCCAGUUAAAUUGAACUGUCCGUUAUUUCAUCAACCAAGUACUGAUUUUUUUUUCCCUUUAGACAUAUUAGUAAUUAGCCGGAAUAUAAUAUUGUUGGUUUCCUAUUCCUAAUCUAUUUUAGUCUUCAAUGUUUGCUUCUGAUAUAUUCUUAGUUGUUAUUGUUUGUCAAAGGUCAACAAUUUAUUUAAUUUUAACUCACUCACUCUUUUCGUUUAUUCUACAGAAUGGAGAUUGGGCCUGUGGGCACCUUCAAUAAGAAUAUCUGGAUUAGUCAUAGAAACCACUGUGUUUCAGAUUUAUUUAUGAAUAACAAAAUAUAAGUAAUCCCGUGUUCAUUAGAACGGCCCCGUUGUAGCUGAAAAGAUGAAAGAUGAAAAAGCUGUUGUGUAAUCAUAGCUAGGCUUUUCAUGUUAUUUUGCUGACAAGUUGGUAAAAAUUGUUUUGUAUGUUCUGUUUUAGCAAAAAUGUUGAUUGCUUUCCCCAAACCCCCCGAAGGCAAAAGGUGUCUGAGAGGAGAUUUUGUGCGUGUGUGUAUUUUCUUUUAAAAAGCAUUUGUGUCCCCUUAAAUUGGUCUAUAUUUCUUUGUCAAUAAAACCUUACAUUUAAAUGUUUUUUUUAAUUGUACAUCAUGAUUUCAUGUUUGUUUCACUGUUUUAUAUAUCUUCUUCCCAACCAAAGAUGAAAUGCUGUAUGUUAAAUGGAUUCUCAAGUCAUGUGCUUCAAUCUGAAUAAGUCAAUGAGCUGAUCUGAAAUUGAGCGUCAUCGAAGGAUGUGGUGUUGUGUUUUCGUUUGCUGGUGUGAUUUUUCAAAUGUUGCAUGGUCGUGUGUCUAACUGUAUUACAGAAUAAAAACAUGAUCCCCGCA